CAUCUCUUGCUUCGCGGUUCCUCUAGCUCAAACCUGUAUCUCUCUAUGGAAAAAGGCGGGGCAUAUGGAAGAACCGGUAUUCGCUCCUCUCACACAGUUCCAUUUUAAAAAAUAUGGGGGAAAGUCGAGAAGCUCCACACUUAAUUCGGGCAUAGAAGCCACGAAAGUCCCAUCUUGAAAGUGAAUUUAGUCCCAAAUCCAGACAUAAAGGAAAGAGGGAAAAGGGCAUAACUUCUCUUGCCCUUCUCCAACAUGGACUCUGAAUCCGGAAGACUGCAAUGAUCGGGUAACCUGCCCUUCCCCCCGAAGAGACCAAUCGCUGGUACGGGACUGCGUGACGUAAGAGAUGUGCCAGUGGCGGUAUCCAUUCUGGGCGGGGCGAUGAGGCCAUACUUUUGUGCUUGUUGCCAUGACUCCUCCUCCUCCGUCCCCUCGGCCUGCGGGCAAGGGGUGGGCCCGGGGUGGGCCUCGGAGGAGCCUCCGCCCCCUCGGCCUCUUCUCCGCCCUGGGACCCCAGGCGCUGUGGAAGAAGGGAGGCGCAGUUGUACGAGAAGGGCACCCUGGGGAAGUGCAGGAAGCCGGUGACUGAGGCGGAGGAAGGUUACGAACUGCCCUUGGUUGGCAAGGGGAGCUGAAGCACCGCGUUUCGGCUCCAAGAAUGGCCGCACACGGAGUCCGCAGCCUACGGGCCACCUACCACCGCUUUCUCGACAAGGUGGAGCUGAUGCUGCCGGAAAAACUAAGGCCCCUCUACAACCACCCGGCAGGUCCUAAAACUGUGUUUUUCUGGGCACCAAUUAUGAAAUGGGGCUUGGUAUGUGCUGGAUUGGCUGACAUGGCUAGGCCUGCAGAAAAACUCAGCACAGCACAGUCUGCUGUAUUGAUGGCUACAGGGUUGAUUUGGUCAAGAUACUCUCUUGUUAUUAUUCCUAAAAACUGGAGUCUAUUUGCUGUUAAUUUUUUUGUUGGUGCUGCAGGAGGCUCUCAGCUCUUUCGUAUAUGGAGGUAUCAACGAGAACUAAAAAGUAAAGAACUUCAAAAGUGAUCGCUGAACAAAACCAGAAGCAAUUACCACCACCAAAGGGACCUAGUUUGAUUAAUUGUAUUUGGUUUUCAAAAAGAUAAUGCUAACAAUGUUAAUGUUUGCAAGAUGAUUCUGAAACAGUAGCCUUAUAAUGAGCACCUUGACAACUGAAAAUAAAAUACACUUUUAGUAA
Messenger RNA from Monodelphis domestica (gray short-tailed opossum), 1217 nucleotides. It is a transcript of the gene MPC2, whose product is annotated as mitochondrial pyruvate carrier 2. Gene Ontology annotation, biological process: pyruvate import into mitochondria. The record is from RefSeq and is a predicted model, not a curated record. Gene Ontology annotation, cellular component: mitochondrial inner membrane. NCBI's taxonomy places the organism in Eukaryota, Metazoa, Chordata, Mammalia, Didelphimorphia, Didelphidae.